This is a messenger RNA of Vicia faba (fava bean), 2211 nucleotides long. The record is from the annotation of a GenBank genome assembly. NCBI's taxonomy places the organism in Eukaryota, Viridiplantae, Streptophyta, Magnoliopsida, Fabales, Fabaceae.
AUGAAAAUGAUGAAGCAUGUGUUAAUGGUUACUACAUUAAGCAUGGUGGUAGGAAUCGUUGGCCUUGUAGCUGAUUCACCACCAAAUACCUGCACUGAGAUUCGCACUUGCCGAAAUGUAGAAAUUCCAUACCCUUUUGUGAUAUACAAAAACCUCAAGAGUUGUUCACCAGAUCCAAGAUUAAUUAAGCUCAAGUGCAAUGAUAAAGACGGACUUGUUAAGGGUAACGUACCAGUAUUAAGCAUAAACAUCUCCACAUCUCAAAUUGAACUGUCGUUAAUUGUCUCCAAGUAUUGCGGCAAGAAUAAUAGUAAUAACCCAUCGCUUACCUCGAAGUCUUUUACCAUUUCAAGCAAAGAUAACAAGUUACUAACUGUUGGUGAUAACAGUUACGGUUAUCUUAACAGUUUCGGUGAUGAUGGCAGUAAGUACUCAACAGGGUGCUUAACAAGAUCUUUUGGUGAUUCAAGAUCGAUUGAUCAUGGAACAUGUUCGGGUAUUGGGUGUUGCCAAGUUGAUAUUCCCCCUCGAAUGAGGAAUAUAACUAUAGAAGCUUCUAGUUUUGACGAAUUACCAAAAUCUUGUAGCUAUGCAUUUGUUGUCAAGAAUGGUAACUAUACUUUUUCUUCCACUCAUUUAUCUCAAGGCUUACCUGAUGACUUACCUGUGAUUUUUGACUGGACCAUUGACUUUGCCAAUAACUGCACUUCUGCCAAGAAUAAUGGAGUCAAUUAUGGGUGCAAGAACAAUAGUAAAUGUGAUGAUGAGGACACAGAUUAUGGUUAUCGAUGCAUAUGCAAUCCAGGCUAUGAAGGAAAUCCUUAUGAUCCCAUUGGCUGCAGAGACAUUAAUGAAUGUGAAAAUGACACACAUGAAUGCAAAACCAAAGCAAAUUGUAAGAACAUUGAUGGGAGUCACACAUGUUUCUGUCCAAAGUGGGGGUCUUCUGGAGAUGGAACAAAGAAAGGAGGGUGCCAAAAUUUACCAAAUAUUGUUCUUGGAGUAGGAGCAGCAUUUAUUCUUCUAUUUGCUGGGACAUUUUCAUACUUAAUAUACCAUAAGAGGAAAUUCAUCAAAUUGAAAGAGAAACUGUUUGAACAGAAUGGUGGUUUAUUUUUGAGACAAAAACUGUCUGGAAAAGAAUAUUCAUCCUCUCAAAGUACUCAAAUAUUCACACAGGAUGAACUAAAGAAGGCAACCAAAAACUUUGACGAGAGUUUAAUUGUAGGCAGAGGUGGUUUUGGUACUGUUUUCAAAGGAUUUCUAGAUGACAAAAGAAUUGUUGCUAUCAAGAAGUCGAAACAAAUAAAUAAAAACCAAAUUCAGCAAUUCAUUGAUGAGGUGGUUGUUCUGUCUCAAAUAAAUCAUAAGAAUGUAGUCAAACUUUUGGGGUGUUGUUUAGAGACAAAAGUUCCUCUCUUGGUUUAUGAAUUUGUUUCCAAUGGUACCCUAUCUAAUUUUAUACACAAAGAACGACAAGUGAAUAAUGGAACCUGGAAAACUCGUCUUAAGAUAGCAGCAGAGGUAGCCGGAGCUUUGUCAUAUCUACAUUCUGGUGUCACAAUACCCAUUAUCCACAGUGAUGUCAAAAGUGAUAACGUUCUCUUGGAUGGAACCAACAUUACUGCUAGAGUAUCUGAUUUUGGAGCUUCAAAAUUGGUUCCACUUGAUCAAACUGAAGUAGCGACAAUAGUGCAAGGAACUUUUGGCUACUUAGAUCCAGAGUAUAUGCAAACAAGCCAAUUGACUGAUAAAAGUGAUGUCUAUAGCUUUGGAGUAGUUCUUGUGGAGCUGCUAACAGGGGAGAAACCUUUUUGUUUUGGUGGGCAAGAAAAUAGUAGAAGCCUUGCUAUGCACUUUUUAUCUUAUUUGAAAAAGGAUAGGGUAUUUGAAGUUAUUCAAAAUGGUAUGCGGAAUGAAGGAAAUGAACAAGAGAUCAAGGAGGUUGCUGUUCUUGCGUCACAGUGUUUGAGACUAAGAGGGGAGAAAAGACCUAGCAUGAAGGAAGUGGCUAUGAAAUUGGAAGGAAUGACGAUAUUGGAUAAGCGAUCUCCGGUCGAUGAUGACAUAAAUAUAGAGGAGACUCAGUACUUACUUUAUGAAUCAUCAUCAUCUAGCAUUCAUGAACUUGGUGAUACCAGCAAACAUGGAGAUGUCGGGUAUGACAGCUUGAAAGAAUGUAAAUUGAUUGUCUUGGAUGAUGGAAGAUGA